Molecule: messenger RNA, 1167 nt
Organism: Impatiens glandulifera
Lineage: Eukaryota; Viridiplantae; Streptophyta; Magnoliopsida; Ericales; Balsaminaceae
Product: F-box protein At5g07610-like
Exons: 1
Coding region: 1-1167 (388 amino acids)
Molecular function (GO): protein binding
Source: RefSeq, a predicted model, not a curated record
AUGGCCAUGGCCAUGUCUGCUAAACCAACGAUGUCGACGUUUGUUAAUGAAGACCUCUUGACCGAAAUAUUUGUCCGUUUGCCUUCCAAAUCACUUGCUCGAUUCAAGUCGGUUUCCAAGGGCUGGCUGUCUCUCAUCUCAUCUCCAUCCUUAAAUAUUCUCCGCAGACGACGACGCCAGGGCUUGCUGAUUCAAAGCUUCACAUAUUAUUCUGACACUCGUAGUUAUUUCCCAAUCAAUUUCAUUCCUCUUCCCAUCAUGAACAACAUUAACAAUAAUGUGAAUGAUGAUGAUGAUUAUCCAGAUCUGUCAUUCUUCCGUAAACUCUAUGCAAUCCAUUUAAUGACUUCAUCCAACGGCCUCCUAUUUUGUGUCAGUUUCUACAAGCCCUACCAGAAAGAGUCGAUUGAUUGUCACGUCAUAAAUCCCACCACCAGGCAAUUCCUCACCGUUAGAAAACCAAACCUAUCUCACUUCUGUAUUGUUGGACUUGGUCUAAUAUUCGACCCAUCUAAAUCUAUUCACUACAAACUGGUUUGUCUUUGGAAAACCUAUAUUGAUUUUCAGGUGGAGAUUUACUCAUCCGAGACCAAAUCCUGGAAGGCACUACUACAUUGUAAGUCCCCCAUUACAUAUGAUAAUUAUUAUCAGAAAUUGUAUCCUGGGGUUUACUGGAACCAUGCAAUCAUCUGGUUCCGCGAAGGGGGUGAUUGUCUCAUCUUCGAUAUCGAAAAGGAGAAGAUGAGAACCCUUCCGCAGCCAAACAGGGAGUGGGGUCUUAAGUUCUGCUUUGGCGAAUCAGGAGGACAUCUUUACUCGGUUGAAUGGUCUCGGAGGUCGUCCACCAAAGCCUUUCGGGUAUAUGAAAUGAAGGAGGAUUGCUCAGGUUGGCUCCUCACCAAGUAUAGCGGUAACCUAUCUGAUCAUAUCGAAGAAGAAGAGUCUGUGUUUCGUGUAUUGAGCUUGGUUUGGACCAACGACGUCGACGACAAACCCUAUCUCGUUUUGGAUUUACCAUUUCAUAUCGUAAGUUUCAAUCUCGAGGAUACAAAGAUGAUUGAGAUUUCUGGUGUUCAACCGGCUUACUUUAAAGAAUCUAAUCGCUUUAGAAAGUCUGUAAACGUAUAUCAAUAUGUUGAGUGUCACUCCAGUGUUUCACCGCUCUGA